AUGUCGGCAUCCCAACUGCAAUAUACCCGGGAGGAGGUCGUUCGCUGUCCGCUCCACUCCGAACAGUGGAAGGUUGCGGCAUCCCUAUGGCCCUGGUGGAAUAAAACGGUUUUCGUCAACAGAAACUCCAGUCGGCUGUUUGGCCCAAAAGCAGGAUCCGGCUACCCAACAUUUGGCAGGAGAACUUGGAUCAAAAAAGAGCUUCGCAACAUCCCCUGUUAUGAUUCUUUAUUUUCGAAGCCAGGCGCAAGGAGGCAAGUAACAGGGAACCAAGAGAAAUCCAAGUUUAUGCACACGGGAUGGCUGGUGGCUGUUCACUCGAGGACAGCGGAGCAAAGCGCUGGCUCGCUGGACGUCCAAACUUCUGUAACAUGGACAGGGAGAAUUGUGGAUGAUACACCGUAUAUCGGGUCUUGCAGCUUGUAA
Histoplasma mississippiense is the source of this 426-nucleotide messenger RNA. RefSeq lists its product with no specific name. The record is from RefSeq and is a predicted model, not a curated record. The coding region runs from base 1 to 426 and encodes 141 amino acids. The transcript has 4 exons. NCBI's taxonomy places the organism in Eukaryota, Fungi, Ascomycota, Eurotiomycetes, Onygenales, Ajellomycetaceae.